Messenger RNA from Morchella importuna, 204 nucleotides. RefSeq lists its product as uncharacterized. The record is from RefSeq and is a predicted model, not a curated record. NCBI's taxonomy places the organism in Eukaryota, Fungi, Ascomycota, Pezizomycetes, Pezizales, Morchellaceae. Bases 1 to 204 code for a protein of 67 amino acids. The transcript is spliced from 5 exons.
AUGGGCAAAACGGCAGUUAGACCCACUUACUCUGGAGUAGGUACAGUAUGUAUCUGUCAAAAUGAACGCACAUGUCUUGUAGAUAUGUUCUCAUAUGUACCUAAGUACCUGUCCUCGAAUACGGCCGCAACCAAGCCCACAACCUACAUAGCAGACAAUGGUCCACAACUACUACCCAUCGCUUAUUACCGACCACCAAGCUAA